UCUAGUCUUCCGGAAACUCAAGAAGAAGAGAAGAAGUAGAAGAAGUACUAGUAGUAUAAUAGAGGAAAAGAAAGACAGAGAGCUUCGAUGGGGGGAUUCGGUUACAACCUGGCAACCAAGAUAAAUGAAAAAACAUGAGGAAGUGGUCUGCGAUCAAAGUUGAAAUGCUCUGACAUGGCGUAACUGCCACCCAGGUUGAAUAUAACAGAACACGUUAUUUCAGACGAACAAACAACAGCGGUAGAAAUGAACCACCGUCCUAAAGUUUGCUGUGUACUCUGUCAGCGCUCCGAGGAGACAGAGAUAACCGGAGCAUUGUCGACAAAAGAUGAAGUCACUGCUCAUCAGAACUGUUUGUUAUUUUCCUCUGGUAUUUAUUGCCAGAAUUCACCAGAGUUUGAUGACCUGUUUGGUUUCUCUGUGGAAGAUGUGAUGAAAGAGGUCAAACGAGGAGGCAAACUGACUUGUAACAAAUGCAAGAGAAAGGGUGCCACUGCUGGGUGUGAAGUCGGACGCUGCAAGAAAUCCUACCACUACCCUUGUGCCAUUCAGGAGGGCGCUAAGGCUAUUGAAGAACCAGGCGAGGGGAAAUAUGAGCUGUUGUGCUUCAAACACUAUCAACAACAACAACCAAGAGACAGUGAUUCUGUUAAUGGGCUGAAAGCUGAAACCUCCAAAAAUCACAAUGGAGCUGGUUCAUCUAAGGUAUAUUGUCUUGCCUGUGAGAACACAGAGGGAAAAAUCAGCUUGGAAUAUUUGUCUAAUGGAGUUAUUAUGUUGUAUUGUGACAAACAUACUCCCUCGUCAUAUAAGAGGAAUGCCAGUGGAGAUUCUACGGUGUCUGGACUACCUGUGUGCAGCAGUGACUCAAACUCAUCCAGCAGUACGACACGUCUUUCCAAGAGACGGCUGAAUUUCAGUGACAUACAAGAGGAGACCCCGUCUAAACGGAAAAGGAGAAUAAUUGAUGAUUCUUCAGAUUCAGAUGAGAAUGUACCCAACAUAGAGUGUGCCCCUUUAGAGUCAGACUUCGAGGAAAAUGCAAACUCUGUUCCAGAGCACCAAGUAUAUCCAUCCUCUCUUUCAUUCACUCUUCUCCUCUUCUUGACUGUGGGUCAGUUUAGCAGAAAAGGAAGUGGGAGACCCACAGCGUCUACCUCAGAUGAAAGCAGAGGUAGCAAUAAAGAUGAAGAUGAAACAUUGAUUCAUUCAGAUGCUGAGUCAGAGAGUCUGCUGCUUCCUGUGAAGAUCGGCACACAGUUUCAGUCCUCUCCAACAAGAGGUUCGGAACGUUCACCUCAGACAGUAUUAGCCGCACAUCUCAAAGUGCCUUUGGUUAAGGUGGUGGUGGAGGAAAGGGGAAUAGGGUCCAAACCUGAGCAAAGUCCUGUCCACAGUCCUGAUCAACACACCGCUGGACCCUCCGCCCCACAGCAAAACACCACCAGGACCCCUCCCUCUCCAUCACCUGACCAGUCCAAGCGCCACAAUGCUACUGGCUCACCUCUGUGCUCCAACUUGGCCAUUUCCCCGCCCCAACCUGAUACCAUCUGUGUAUCCCUCAUCUCCUCCUCACCCUCUCCCGUGGCCCCUCCCUUUGACCCAGAGCCCAGCUUCGACUCCCCUAGCUUCUGGAAAAGCUGCAACGCGGCAGGAUGUACACAGGCCAUCUUUACUGAUUUCAUUAAUGAGAUGAAUGAUAUCUCUAGCAGAAUUCAGUCUGACCAGGCCAGCCAGGAGGAUUAUGAUCUUGCACUAAAAGUGAUGGCGGCUUCUGGGAAGCUAGCAGAGCUGGUGGCCAAGCAGCAGAAAGAGUUACAACAGAAACAAAUGGAGCUGACAAAGGCAGCAGCAGCUAUGAAGGAGGUUUUCUCAGCACUGAGGAGAUGAGCCCUUCAGCAGCUACUAUAAGAGCAUGGACAUUAAGGUUUACGGUUCAGUUUUUACUUUGUUUUUUGUCUGAUUACUACUGUUGGUUAAGUAUUUCAAAUCAUUCACACUUACUCGCAUUUUUUAAAUGUUUUAUACAAAUAGUAGAUAUGUAUUUUUUUAAUCAAAGCCUGAACAGAAUUGAUGUCUUGAUAUUUGAGAUAGAGAAUGGGGCUGGAAAUGGAAAUAUGAAACUAUAUUUGGCACUGAUGAUUCAAAAGCAUUUAAAAAUACUGAAUCUUGCAGCAUGAUCCGAGAUUUCAGCUUGUGAUCAUCACUGAAAACAGGUGAAGAUGUUACACUUCCAUUUUCAUAUUACACAGAUGUUUGUCAUAUAAUGAAGUAAGUUUGGGAAAACUGAUUCAAAACCUCUUUGAAUUUGACGGAACAGAUAUUCCGUAUCCUACAAACUGAAUCAAGGUGAUCCUGAUCACCUGAAUGAGAUGUUGAAGUUGUUUUAACACCUCAUAUUUUUUGCAAUAGGUUUUUAUUUUGAAAUAUUUAUAUUGAAAUUUCGUUUUUUAGCACAUACUAUUAGCAUUUUCUUAAGGUAUUUACAAUGUAUUGUAAAACAAAAACAAUUUGUCUCUGUGUGUUUGUCACAUAUUUUAUGUUGUCAGUUAUUAACCAGACUGGUCUCAUGCACCGUUUUUUAAGUUAAAUCUCGAUGGAGACUUGUUAAAUCAAGUCUAAACGUCAAACUAGUAAACAAAGGACAGAUGAGCUGAAAUUAUGUUGCAGUUCACAGAGGAGUAUUUACAAAGAGUCCAAAAGUCUGUUUUGUUGACAUUAUUGACGAAAGUUUUCUUGUUUUGGAAUACAGUUUUAUAACUGUAUUAAAACUGACAACUGUUUAUAUGAAGCUGAAA
Messenger RNA from Lates calcarifer (barramundi perch), 2798 nucleotides. It is a transcript of the gene phf11, whose product is annotated as PHD finger protein 11. Lineage: Eukaryota; Metazoa; Chordata; Actinopteri; Centropomidae. The record is from RefSeq and is a predicted model, not a curated record. Gene Ontology annotation, molecular function: histone binding; histone deacetylase binding. Gene Ontology annotation, cellular component: nucleus. The transcript is spliced from 18 exons. Bases 247 to 1890 code for a protein of 547 amino acids.